Messenger RNA from Rotaria socialis, 456 nucleotides. Lineage: Eukaryota; Metazoa; Rotifera; Eurotatoria; Philodinida; Philodinidae. The record is from the annotation of a GenBank genome assembly.
AUGCCUCAUGGUCUCGCCGUCGACAGAGAAGAAAAUCUUUGGCUUACAGAUGUUGGAAUGCAUCAGGUGUUUAAAUAUUCAAAUGGUGAACGCAUAUUAACAUUAGGUGAAUCAUUUGUACCGGGCAAUGAUGAAUCACAUUUUUGUAAACCAACUGAUGGUGUUGUAUCAAAUGAUGGAUCAAAGAUUUAUGUUGCUGAUAGAGAAAAUGGACGAAUUGUUUGUUUCGAUGAUGAAAUUAAUGAUGAUGAUAGCGAUGAUGAAACAAAUGAAAAUAAUCAAAGUCAAGUUAAAGCUACUAUUGAUCAUCCAUUAAUGAGAACUGUGUAUGCUAUUCAUUAUGAUCCAAUUAAACAUCGUCUUUAUGCAGUUAGUGGUAGACUUAGACAAAGUCGAGCCAUGGGCUUUACAUUUAGUGUUCAUCCUGAAUCAUUUGGUCAACUAAUCACUACUUGA